Molecule: messenger RNA, 1920 nt
Organism: Oenanthe melanoleuca
Lineage: Eukaryota; Metazoa; Chordata; Aves; Passeriformes; Muscicapidae
Product: TRIO and F-actin-binding protein-like
Exons: 7
Coding region: 1-1905 (634 amino acids)
Source: RefSeq, a predicted model, not a curated record
AUGGGCCCUGCCAGCCUCUGCCCAUCCAGUAGAGACUGGCACGAGAGCAGGCGAUAUCCCCCACUCAGCCCCGGAGCUGAGGGUGAGCACAGAGAAACUGGCACCGACCCCAGCGCCUGUGCCGAAGCCAACUCCACGCUUGCCAGGGAAGGGGAAAUGACCCGGCUGUGGGACAACACUUUGGGAUCGGGCAAACGGGACAUGAUGAGCUACUUGGGCCAUAAGGAGGAGGUGCAGUCACGAGCCCCACAGGCAGACAGACCCAGCUCUCCUCCGAAGACCUGCUUUGCCGUGGACGUGGUGGCAUCCCGCGUCGCUCGCGCCUCCCCCAGUAACGGCCUUCUCCCCGUCCCAGAGCGCCGUCCUGCCAGCCAGAAGCCCGAGGAGAGCUGGCCAAAGCACCGAAAAACUGACCCUCCCUGGCCAUCCACCCUGCCGGCCCGCAGCGACCUGCUGGCUGGCGCACGGGCUCGGGAGCCCCGCGGGCGCUCGGGCACUGCGGGGGCCGAGGGGCGGCACGGGCUGGAGCGGCAGCAGUACUCGGUGCUGGCAGACCUGCCCAAGCCCAAGCGCCUCGGCCAGAGGGACGCUGCUGAGCGCUAUGGCUCCCGGACACUCAGCCCCGGCCGAGUGGAGGUGGAGAGGAUGUUUGGAUGCGAACGCAGGAAAUCAGAGACCCUGGAGGCCUUCCAGGCUCUGGAGGAGGGCCGUGUGGACCGGCUCGACGGCAAGACGCCGGUGCCACCCAGCAAAGGCCACCUAACUCGGAGGCGCUCCAGCCCCAACCUGCCCAGGGAGGGUCAGCGACUCUCCUGGCAGCUGGAGCAGCGCAGCAGAGACCCCAAGGAGCGCCGGCGUUCCCCCAGCCCAGCUCAGCGCCCCGAGAAGGCCGGCAGGACCCGGGGGGACUCCCCACGCCCUGCCAGCCCUGCCUGGCUCCUGGAGAGGGGCAGCCCAAGCCCACGCUCUGCCAGCCCCGCCCGCAGGACGGAGAGGAGAGCAGAGGAGCCUCUGAACCCUCCCUGCCGCGCUGAGAGAAGCUGGAGAAGCCGAGGGGAGCCCACCCGCUCCCCAAACUCGGACAGGGGCCGAGCCACCUGGCAAGCAGGGGGUACACGGCAAGCACUGGAGAAGAAGAGCCAAGGGGAUUCCCUGCGCUCCACGGGCGCUGGGAAGGGCUCGGAUAACGUCAGACUGAGCCGGGCAGGGCCACCGCCGUGGGCCCUCAGUGCUGGGAGAUGUACAGAGAGCACAAGGAAAAGCCAAAAGGACAUCUCCCCUCCCAGCCUGGUGCGGGGGGCAGAGAGGCAGCGAGCGAAGGCAGGGGAGCCGCUGCACCCUGCAGGGCCCAGGAAGGCAUCGGAAGGCAGCUGGCAGAGCCUCCGGGAAAAGCUGGCAUCCUCCCAGCCUGGAAAAGGCACCAGCAGUGACUGCAAAGGCCGAGGCAAGCCCCUGCGCCCCACCAGCCCCACACGAGCCCUGGAGCAGGACUGGAGGGGCCGGGGGGAUGCCCACCAAGCACAGGCGUGGGACAAGGACUGGAAGCGCCAGGAGACGCCCGUGUGCCAUGCAGAUGUGAUGCGCCAGCUGGAGAGGGACUGGAAAAGCCCUGCUAGGUGUCUGGAUGCGGGACUGCGGUCGGAUGACAGCUGGAUAAGGCCUGAGAGUCCAGCACAGCAUCUGGAGGAGGACUGGAGGGGUCGCGAGCGCACACGAGAUGCACACAGCCCUGAGAAGCCAUUGGAAACUGACUGGGGGAACAAGAGUCUUCUCAUUUACCAUCCCCAGCUGGGUGGAGGCACCUUCCCACUGCAAAGCAGCACUGGCUCCUCAGGAAGCCCUCAGCCACAUUUGAAUGCCAGUAAGAAGCACAACAAGGUAGGGGCCAGGCCCUGGGAAUUGUGAGGAAGGGCAGCUGCC